AUGAGAUCCUCACUCUUUGCGGCAUUCGUGCCAGUGGCCGUUGUGGCCCAGGAUGCACCAGCGUUCCCCGAGGGAUGCCUCAAGCUCGCUGGAGAGCUGAACGGCAAGCUGCCCAACACAACGGUCUGGUUUUCGGAGCCGGUCCUGGCCGGUACAAACAUCACCCUGUCGGAUACCGACCCCACGUGCGGCCGAACCAGCCAAAAGGUCGAUGUGGACUUGUGCCGCGUUGCCAUGUUCGUCACGACGUCGCCGACGUCCAACGUCAGCGUCGAGGCUUGGCUGCCCGUCGACUGGAAGGGCGACCGUUUCCUGAGCACCGGCAACGGCGGCCUGUCUGGCUGCAUCCAGUACGAGGACAUGGCUUAUACCACCGCCAGGGGCUUCGCCACGGUCAGUGGCAACGCCGGCCACAACGGCACUUCUGGUGCGGCUUUUGGCUACAGCGACGAGGUCGUCGAGGACUUUUCGUGGAGGAGCGUGCACACCGGCGUGGUCCUCGGCAAGCAGAUUGUGGAGGAGUACUACGGCCGCCCGCACCAGAAGAGCUACUACCUCGGCUGCUCAACCGGCGGUAGACAGGGCUUUAAGAGCGCCCAGGACUUCCCCGAGGACUUUGACGGCGUCGUCGCCGGCGCACCUGCAUUCGCCUUCAACAACCUCAGCUCGUGGUCCGGUCACUUUUACCCGGCGACAGGAAAGCCCGGUUCGCCGACGUUCCUCAGCGUCGAGCAGUGGAUGGCCGUGCAGGCCGACGUGCUGAAGCAAUGCGACGGUCUUGACGGGCACAAGGACGGCAUCCUCGAGGACCCGGACUUGUGCGCCUACCGCCCCGAGAACCUCAUUUGCGGCAGUGGCAACAACAACAACAACAACAACAACAGCACGGCGUGCAUCACCGGCACGCAGGCCGAGACGGUGCGCAAGGUGUUUGGCGGGAUUUACAGCGUCGACGGUUCCCUCACGUACCCGGGCCUGCAGUACGGGGUCGACAACUCGUUUGUUUUCAUCUACCUGACCGGCAACCCGUUCGUCUACUCGGCCGAGUGGUUUCAGUACGCCAUAUACCACAACCCCGAGUGGGACCCCGCGACGCUCGGCCCCAAGGACUACGCCGAGUCGGCCAGCCGCGACUUUGGCGGCAUCAGCAGCUUCAAGGGCGACCUGUCCGGCGCGCGGGACCGCGGCGCCAAGAUCCUGCACUACCACGGCCUGCAGGACCAGAUCAUCACGAGCACCAACAGCGCCCGCUACUACGACCACGUCUCGCGCACCAUGAACCUGCCCUCGCGCGACCUCGACGCCUUCUACCGUUACUUUCGCGUGUCCGGAAUGGGUCACUGCAAUGGCGGCUCGGGCGCCGGGGCCAUCGGCAACAGGGGCGGGGACUCGUACGUGUCGGACGAUGCCGCCGACAACGUGCUGACGGCCAUUGUCGACUGGGUCGAAAAGGGCGUCGCGCCCGAAACCAUCACCGGCACCCGCUACCAGAACGGGACCCGCAGUUCCGGUGUGAUUGAGUACAAGAGGAGGCACUGUAGGUAUCCUCUGCGGAACGUGUUCAAGGGUGGAGAUGCGAACGACCCGGAUAGCUGGCAAUGCGUGUAG
This is a messenger RNA of Pyricularia pennisetigena, 1608 nucleotides long. RefSeq lists its product as uncharacterized. The transcript has a single exon. Bases 1 to 1608 code for a protein of 535 amino acids. The record is from RefSeq and is a predicted model, not a curated record. Lineage: Eukaryota; Fungi; Ascomycota; Sordariomycetes; Magnaporthales; Pyriculariaceae.